Penicillium canescens is the source of this 1629-nucleotide messenger RNA. RefSeq lists its product as uncharacterized. Gene Ontology annotation, biological process: amino acid transmembrane transport. The record is from RefSeq and is a predicted model, not a curated record. Gene Ontology annotation, molecular function: amino acid transmembrane transporter activity. Lineage: Eukaryota; Fungi; Ascomycota; Eurotiomycetes; Eurotiales; Aspergillaceae. Bases 1 to 1629 code for a protein of 542 amino acids. The transcript has 2 exons. Gene Ontology annotation, cellular component: membrane.
AUGACCGACGAGGUCACCAGCGUACAAAAUGAGCCGAGAACAGACAAGAAGGACGUCAAAGAACCGGAUCCCACAGGUCCGACUGGCAACCAGGAUAUUGACUCUGAGGAGAAACAUAGCAAUGGGGAGACUCACGAAUUGCCCGAGCUGCAGCGCAGGUUGAAGAGCCGCCAUUUGCAGAUGAUCGCAAUGGGUGGUGCGAUUGGAACUGGUCUCUUCAUCGGCAGUGGUACUGCAAUUGCAACAGCUGGGCCCGUCGGUGCCUUAAUUGCCUUUAGCUUCGUGGGGUCAAUUGUGUAUUCCGUCAUGACAGCUCUGGGUGAAGUAGCCACGUAUCUACCAAUCCCAGGAGCAUUUGCUGCUUAUGCUACUCGAUUGGUCGAUCCCAGCCUGGGGUUUGCCAUGGGCUGGAUCUACUGGUUUUCCUGGGCGUCGACUUUUGCCCUUGAACUGACCGCGACCGGUCUGAUUAUCCAAUAUUGGGACGAACAGAUCCCGAUGGCGAUUUUCAUUGCUAUUUUUUGGGUUCUUAUAAUCAUAUUGAACAUGUUCCCAGUGAGCUGCUACGGAGAAGUCGAAUUCUGGCUCUCCAGCAUUAAGAUCAUCACAGUUGUCGGGUUCAUGAUCUUCGCUAUUUGCAUGAAUGCUGGAGUUGGCAAGGAAGGCUACAUCGGGUUUAGAUACUGGGUGCAUCCCGGUCCCUUCCAACCUUACCUGAUCACGAACCCAGAGCAAGAUGCUCUAGCUAAAUUCGUCGGCUUCUGGGCCAUUCUCAUCAAAGCCGGAUUUUCAUACCAAGGAACGGAGCUUGUCGGCAUUGCCGCAGGAGAAACAGAGAACCCAAGCAAAAAUGUCCCCUCAGCAAUUCGCAAAACCUUCUUUCGAAUUGUAUUCUUUUUCAUUUUCACCAUUUUCUUCGCCGGCAUUGUCGUCCCGGCCACGGAUCAACACCUUACAUCCAGCGACGGCAACAGCGCCGAUGCAAACUCAUCUCCCUUCGUCAUCGCCGCAAAACGCGCCGGCGUCAACGCCCUACCGAGCAUUAUCAAUGCGGUCCUACUGACCGUGGUACUCUCAGCAGCCAAUUCAAACGUCUACAGCGGUAGCCGUAUCCUAGUCGGUCUAGCCAACGAAGGGUUCGCACCUCGCUUUUUCCUCAAGACAACCAAGCAUGGCGUUCCAUAUGGAAGUGUCGGCUUCACAGCCCUCUUCGGCCUAUUGGGAUUCUUGAAUCUAAGCAAUUCAGGAAGCACCGUUUUCAACUGGCUGAUGCAAAUUGCCGGUCUGGCGGGCUUUAUCACUUGGUCCUCACUCAACAUCUGCCAUCUGGCAUUUAUGAGAGCGUUGAAGGCGCGUGGUAUUUCACGCGAUACUCUUCCUUAUAAAGCGACUUGGCAGCCAUUCUUUUCGUGGUAUGGUCUGUUCUUUAACGUUUUGAUUAUCAUUACUCAGGGCUUUACGGCUUUCAUUCCAUCGUUCAGCGUUACGGACUUCUUUAUCAAUUAUCUCAGUCUGAUUCUGUUUGCCGUCUUAUAUUUCGGUCAUAAGAUUGCGUUCCGGCCGAAGUUUGUGAAGCCUAUUGAAGCGAAUAUUGACACUGGCAGAUAUGAGCCGGAGUAUGGGGCUUAG